GGAGCUGACACUUUUAUCUCUUCAGAGUGAUGUCUGCUGUCUUCAGCUGAAACAUAUCAAAACAACCAUAAGAAAACAUUUUUCGACCCGCUGCUGCCGUCGCGGAGACUCUGCAUUUGGUUUCGCGAAGACCCUCCGUCUCCCGGGACUAUGUUGACCGCAUGACGCGCUCUUUCCCGGGACCUGCGCCGACGUGAAAUAGCGAAACCUUGGCGGCCGGAGGUGAAGCGAUGGCUUCGGCGUUGAGUUGCUUCAGCGGUCCGGAGGUGCUGGAGGACUCGAGUCACGCCCGGAGCCUGGUGAACGAGCUCCGGGCGCUGUACGACUGCCGGCUGCUCGGGGACGUGACCAUCGGAGUGGAGUGUGAGGAGGAGUCCCUGGAGCCCAGGGGCGACAUCGCUCAGCUGUUCCUGUGCAGCCGCAACGUGCUCGCCGCCGCCAGCCCCUACUUCAAGAGCAUGUUCACCGGGGGCCUGAACGAGAGCAUGCGGGACAGGGUGGUCAUCCGCGGGGUGGACUCCGAAUCCAUGUCUGUCAUCAUCGAUUACUGCUACACGGGCAGGGUGACCAUCACGGAAGGGAACGUCCAGAGGCUGUACGCAGCGGCCAACAUGCUGCAGCUGGAGUACAUCAGGAAGGCUUGUUCCAGUUUCAUGACGAGGAGGCUGGACCUCUCCAACUGCGUGGGGAUCCUGAAGUUUGCAGACACCUACGAUAAUCCCGAACUGAAGGAGAACGCGCAAGCUUUCAUAGCCAGGAACUUCAGCCAGGUGUGUAACGGAGACGAGCUGUGUGAGCUGGACCUUGUGCAGCUGAAGGAGCUGCUGUCUCUGGACACUUUGGAUGUGGACUGUGAAAAGAAGGUGUGUUCUGCUGCCCUGCAGUGGAUAGAGGCCAACGCGCCACAGAAGAAGGAGGAUGCACUACAAGCGCUUAAGUGUGUGCGCUGGAACUUGUUUACAGAGAAGGACAAGUGUUAUCUGGAGAGCCUCAUGGCGCGACCUUUAAUUGAGAAGUAUCUGGCAUCAUUUUUUAACAGGUCUCCAGAGGAUGGCUGUGGGAUGCCUGCGACUCUGGAUGUACCGAAGCACAGGAUCGGCGUGAGUGCCAAAGAAAUGAUUCUCUUCUUUGGCCUGCCCAAUGACAACAUCAUGUGCUGCGACCCAUACUCAGAGGAUCUGUACUUCAUGGCUCCUCCUUUAGAAGAUCUCAGUAAUCAGGACUACAAACGCUCCACUAUGGAGUCCUUAAUCGCCUGCGCCACGCCUGAAAACAACCUGUACCUGGCCUCCCACCUCUCUAAACACUUCUGGCUGUACAACCCUGUGCUCAACAGCUGGCAGGAGUUGGCAGAGAGGCCUCUGGGGCGGAUACACUCCGGGAUGGGCUACCUCAAUGGACAUGUGUACCUGUUGGGAGGAAGAAAUCCAGUGACGGAUGCCAGACUGAAGGAGGUGGAGUGUUACAGCGUCCAGAGGAACCAGUGGACGUUUGUGGCCCCUCUACCUCACUCUUUAGGUAAAAUGCAGGUGGUGGCUCUGAAUGACCAUUUAUAUGUAGUGAACAAAAGGAGGAUGCUGUGCUACGAUCCCAAGAGGAACCGCUGGCGCCACUGCGGCUCGCUCAGGAGAGACAAGCUGCACAAGGCCUGUGUGUUUCAAGAGCAGAUCAUCUGUGUGUGCGACAUCCCUGUGGUGAAGGCCUACAGCCCCACCAGGGGUGAGUGGAAGAGGCUGGGGGAUAUCCCCAUCGACAGUCGGGCUCUGAAUUACCAGGUGAUCCAGCACAACGGCAAGCUGCUGCUUCUCACCCAGACGUUACUGCAGCACAACAAAAACCGAGUCCUCAUCCACGAGUACGACCCGGCCAGGGACACGUGGAAGAACGUCAUGGCGGUGUACGUGUCCACUCUGGGGCCCGUGUGCGUUUCCACACGCGUGUACCCGGUGUGUUUGGGCUCCGCUCACAGCUUCUCCACGGAGGAGGACGACGACAGCGGCUCCAGUGCCGACUGGGACUUUGAUGGGCUGACGGAUGCGGAUUCGGACUCCGGCAGCUCAAGCUCUUUCUCAGAUGAGAACUGGUAGUGAAAUACGUUUCUGUGUCAAAGGACAGUGAGCAUUUAAUGGAUUUUUACAGGGUGCUUUUGUCUGCCAGGAGAGGUCACAGAAUCAACAAACUCUCGAAGUAGCCAUCUAUAAUUAAAGCACAAGGGCAGAUAUCUGCUAUUUCACCUUCAU
Messenger RNA from Salarias fasciatus (jewelled blenny), 2240 nucleotides. Its product is annotated as kelch repeat and BTB domain-containing protein 7-like. The record is from RefSeq and is a predicted model, not a curated record. Bases 231 to 2087 code for a protein of 618 amino acids. The transcript is spliced from 2 exons. Gene Ontology annotation, molecular function: protein binding. NCBI's taxonomy places the organism in Eukaryota, Metazoa, Chordata, Actinopteri, Blenniiformes, Blenniidae.